Molecule: messenger RNA, 5062 nt
Organism: Larimichthys crocea (large yellow croaker)
Lineage: Eukaryota; Metazoa; Chordata; Actinopteri; Sciaenidae
Product: sodium bicarbonate cotransporter 3
Exons: 27
Coding region: 433-4533 (1366 amino acids)
Biological process (GO): monoatomic anion transport; bicarbonate transport; transmembrane transport
Cellular component (GO): apical plasma membrane; basolateral plasma membrane; plasma membrane
Molecular function (GO): sodium:bicarbonate symporter activity; solute:inorganic anion antiporter activity; monoatomic anion transmembrane transporter activity
Source: RefSeq, a predicted model, not a curated record
ACCUCCCGUGUCAUGUGUUUUCUAUGCAUACGUGCUGCUGCAUGUUCACGUUGUUGUUGUUCCUGAUUUGAAUUCCUGAGCUGAGGCCUGCAGCUUCCUUCAGUCACUUCUGCAGCAGAUAACAGACGGCAGCUCUGUGAGUGUCAGUGUCUCUGCUCGCUGCUCUGUUUGAUGAUCCACAUUUCUGAGCAGGAAGACGUGGCCCCGCCUCCUGUUUCUGUUGUGUUUGUAGACUUCCAGACUCGCUGCUCGCUCUGACAGACGCUCAGUGAAGCAACACGCUCGGCUAUAAAUACACCAAUCCUCGCUGAGGCUGUGCAGGCUGCACGCUGAGCCUGGACGACUCGCAGAUCUGCACGUUAGGCAGCGUCCGACCCGCGAGGAGCUCACCGCCACAAAGUUUCUCUGUUGUUUCGUGCUGUGGCUGCAGCUAUGGGAGACUUUUGGGGAGGUAUUGCCAGUCAGAGAGUGGCCAGAGCGAUGUCGCUGGGGAACGAUGAGGAGGCGGUGUUGGAUCAGGGGAAGACCAGCUCCACCCCGUACACCAACUUUGAGAAAGAAGAGCUGGAGAGUCACAGGGCGGUGUACGUCGGCGUCCACGUUCCUCUGGGCCGACAGAGUCGACGGCGUCACCGCCACAGAGGACACCGACAUCACCGGAAACGACGGGACCGCUCAGACCGGGAGGAUGGACGAGAGUCCCCCACAAAUGACACGCCGUCUCAGAGAGUUCAGUUCAUCCUCGGGACGGAGGACGGAGACGAGGAGCACAUCCCCCACGACCUGUUCACCGAGCUGGACGAGCUCGCCUUCAGAGACGGAGACUUCCAGGAGUGGAAGGAGACGGCCAGGUGGCUGAAGUUCGAGGAGGACGUGGAAGAUGGCGGCGAGCGUUGGAGUAAACCGUACGUGGCCACGCUGUCGCUCCACAGUCUGUUCGAGCUGCGCUCCUGCAUCCUGAACGGCACCGUGCUGCUCGACAUGAGGGCCAACACCAUCGACGAGAUUGCAGACAUGGUGAUUGACAGCAUGCUGGCGUCAGGUCAGCUGGAGGAGACCCAUCGAGAGAAGGUGAGGGAGGCCAUGUUGAGGCGUCACCACCAUCAGAGCGAGAAGAAGCUGAGCAACCGGAUCCCACUGGUCCGAUCCUUCGCCGACAUAGGCAAGAAACACUCCGACCCCCAUUUACUGGAACGCAACGCAUCGUCCUCUCGUCCUCAUGUUUCUCCUUUCACCCUAUUCUUCUUCUUCUCUUCUUCAGGGGAGGGUCUGUUCUCCUCCUCUCGUCUCUCAGUCCUCCGUCGCUCCUCUAUCUCCUCCUGUGACACCUCCACCCCUCCUCCGUCCCCUCGCAUCCCCAACCUCCACAGCCCUGCCUCCUCGCCUCAGACCACUCACCACCUCUCAGAGCCCUGCCCGCCCGGCCCUGCCCCCUCAGACCAUGCCUCCACCGCCGCUCUGCUCCUGAAGGACUGUUGGGAGGAGCAGGGAUCCCCCAGGUGGUGGUUUACCCGCCAGAAGAGGAGGGUGUGUUCAAGAUGGAGGACCACCAGGACCUUCACAGUGACUCAGGCAAAUAUCUGUCUGCUGGCGUCUCCUCACUCGGCUCCAGGAAACCUCGACAACAGCAAGAACAGCGAGGGUCGCAUCAACGGCGGCAGUCGGGAGAACAGCACAGUGGACUUCAGUAAGGUGGACAUGAACUUCAUGAAGAAGAUCCCUCCUGGUGCUGAGGCCUCCAACGUCCUGGUGGGUGAAGUCGACUUCCUGGAACGGCCGAUCAUCGCCUUCGUCCGACUCGCCCCCGCCAUGCUGCUGACCGGACUCACAGAGGUCCCAGUGCCCACCAGGUUUCUCUUCCUGCUGCUCGGUCCGUUUGGUAAAGGUCCACAGUACCACGAGAUCGGACGCUCCAUGGCCACUCUGAUGACGGACGAGGUCUUCCACGAUGUGGCCUACAAAGCCAAGGACAGGAACGACCUGCUGUCGGGCAUCGACGAGUUCCUGGAUCAGGUCACUGUGCUUCCUCCGGGCGAAUGGGACCCGAGCAUCCGCAUCGAGCCCCCAAAGAGCGUCCCGUCUCAGGAGAAGAGGAAGAUGGCGUCUGUCCUAAAUGGCUCCGCCCACUGCUCUGACACCGUCAAGGAGGCGGAGCAUGAAGCAGGACCAGAGCUGCAGAGGACGGGGAGGUCAGUGUACAAGGACUACAAACAUGGCCGCCAAGUGGCCAUAGAGUCCCGCUUUCGGCGUCCUGACCGGCGUGGCGUACUCUCGGCGCGUGCUGCGGCCAACUUGCCGAGCGCGGCGCUGGCGGCCCUACUGCCGGAGGGCGCUGCUGCCCGCUGUGCCGGCAGCCCUUGCGGCCAGCGUGCCCGGAGCGGCGCUGCGGACAGACGUGCGGACGGAGACGUUCGGCCAGCUGUGCAGGCGCGGGUGCUGCGGCCCGCUGUGACGGCGCGGCGCGUGCGGCCCUCUACGGCGCCGGCGCGAAUCGGACCGCCCGUGCAGGAGAGCGAUGAGGACAGACCUGAAGUAGGGAGCUUGAGGACAGAGUGGAAAGGGAGAGGAAAUGAGGCCAGCUGUGAAAGCGAGGCAUGCUCCCGCUGUGCGGCAUUGCAUGUCGGCCCGCUGUGCCGGAGCGGGUGCGCGGCCCGCUGUGCAGUCUUGAGCAGCCUCACCUCGUCUCUCGGCCUGCAGCUCUUCCAGGACGGCCUGAGCCGCCUUCAGCUCGGCCUGCCCGUCCACGGGCUGAGCCGCCUUCAGCUCGGCCUGCCCGUCCACGGGCUGAGCCGAGCCAGACCGGACCAGGCAGACCAGGGCCAGCAGCAGCAGGAUGGUGACUACGGACUGUGCUACCUGUCCCUGCGGACCAGUAUCGGACUCUGGACCGCCUUCCUGUGCCUGGUGCUGGUCGCCACCGACGCCAGCUCUCUAGUCUGCUACAUCACCCGCUUCACGGAGGAGGCCUUCGCCGCCCUCAUCUGCAUCAUCUUCAUCUACGAGUCUCUGGAGAAGCUGUUCAAGCUCGGAGAGGACUUCCCCAUCAACAUGCACAGCCAGCUGGACAACCUCACCUUCUACACGUGUCAGUGUUCUCCACCUGCCAACGCCUCACAUGAAGUCCUGCAGGCGUGGAGCAACAAGAACGUAACCUCAGAGAACGUCCAGUGGGACCAGCUGACUGUGAAGGACUGUCAGGAUCUACAUGGGAAGUUCGUCGGCCUGGCCUGCAGCCACGACCGUCCUUACGUCCCCGACGUCCUCUUCUGGUCCGUCAUCCUCUUCUUCACCACCUUCUUCCUCUCCUCCUUCCUCAAACAGUUCAAGACCAAGAGAUACUUCCCCACCAAGGUUCGGUCGACCAUCAGUGACUUCGCCGUCUUUCUCACCAUCAUGAUCAUGGUGCUGGUGGAUUAUCUGGUUGGAGUUCCUUCACCCAAACUCGACGUACCCGACCGCUUCGAGCCCACGUCAAACACUCGUGGAUGGCUGAUCUCCCCGCUGGGUCCGAACCCCUGGUGGACGCUACUGGUCGCCGCCGUCCCCGCUCUGCUCUGCACCAUCCUCAUCUUCAUGGACCAGCAGAUCACCGCCGUCAUCGUCAACAGGAAGGAGAACAAGCUGAAGAAAGGCUGUGGCUAUCACCUGGACCUGCUGGUGGUGGCCGUGAUGCUGGGCGUGUGCUCCAUCAUGGGCCUGCCGUGGUUCGUAGCAGCGACCGUGCUCUCCAUCUCCCACGUCAACAGUCUGAAGCUGGAGUCGGAGUGCGCGGCGCCGGGCGAGCAGCCCAAGUUUCUGGGCAUCAGAGAGCAGAGAGUGACCGGCUUCAUGAUCUUUGUCCUGAUGGGCUGCUCCGUCUUCAUGACCUCCGUCCUCAAGUUCAUCCCCAUGCCCGUCCUGUACGGAGUCUUCCUCUACAUGGGAGUGUCCUCGCUCAAAGGCAUCCAGCUGUUCGAUCGGAUCAAACUGUUCGGCAUGCCGGCCAAACACCAGCCGGACCUGAUCUACCUGCGCUACGUCCCUCUGUGGAAGGUCCACAUCUUCACCGCGGUGCAGCUGUCCUGCCUCAUCGUCCUCUGGUCCAUCAAGGCGUCGUCCGCCGCCGUCGUCUUCCCCAUGAUGGUUCUGGCUCUGGUGUUCAUCCGGAAGCUUCUGGAUUUCUGCUUCACCAAGAGAGAGCUGAGCUGGCUGGACGACCUGAUACCGGAGAGCAAGAAGAAGAAAGACGACGACAAGAAGAAGAAGGAGAAGGAGGACGCUGAGCGGAUGCUGGAGGAGGCCGAGGACGACGAGCCGUACGAUGGAGGCAACGUCGACUUCCCCAUCAAAAGCCUGAAAGGACGCGUGGACCCAUCGGAGGUGAACAUCUCAGACGAAAUGGCUAAAAGCGGCAUCUGGAAGUCUGUGUCCAUGACGUGUGAGGGCAGCAGAGCUCUGCGGCGCAGCAGCAGCCAGGAGAAGCUGUCGAGCGUCCAGAUAAACGUGGAGAGCGAGGACGGUCGGCGAGUCGUGGACGCUGAGACGUCGUUAUGAUCCGCCGCCGGAGGACGAGGCGCUGUGACCCUGUCUCCAGGGGGCGGGGCCAAAAGGUGGAGGUGGACCAAUCAGGCUUCACCUCACCGAACUGUUUCCUGGAGGAAGUUUUUUAUUUUCUCAUCGUUUUAUGGUGAAACAUGGCCGCCUCAAAGACUCAGAGACUCAGAGACUCAAAGAGUCAGAGACUCAGAGACUCAAAGACUCAGAGACUCAGAGACUCAGAGACUCAAAGACUCAGGUUUGUUUGACUGAGGCGGCUGCUGCGCUCUGAUUGGCUGAAACUCUGGACGCCUGAAGAACAGCUGACGAUUAAUUUGAUAACUUCAGACUUUCAGUGUGUGUGUGUGUGUGUUACAGUGUGUGUGUCUGUGUGUGUGUGUGUGUGUGUGUGUCUGUCUGUGUGUUACAGUGUGUGUGUGUGUGUGUGUGUGUCUGUGUGUGUGUGUGUGUGUGUGUUACAGUGUGUGUGUGUCACAGCUGCUGUCGUCGUUUUUUCUCAAAGAUUCAAUAAAUCAUUUUAAUCUGA